AUGGCGACAGCAACACAGACAUUGCCCACAACGGCAAUUGAACUACCCAAUCUACACCACAGCAAGGAGCGCCAGCGAAACUUAGGGUCCGUCCCAGAAUCAGUUGAAGAUGACAUUAUGCGGGAGUCUUUAAUUGCAGACUCACAAGUUCCUGAUGGGGGCUAUGGCUGGGUUCUUAUCUUCGCUUGCGCGGUCGUGACGUGGUGGUUUGUGGGCGCUUCUUAUACUUGGGGCGUCAUGCAAGCGGAGCUUGUCGACAAGAAGGGCUAUUCAUCCUCGACGCUAGCAUUUGUGGGCUCGCUUUGUCCAGCUUGUAUCUCGCUCUUGGCUGUUCCAAAUGCGACAGUUAUUCGCAAGAUUGGCGCGCGAGUGACUGCGCUCUUGGGGAUAUUCUUGCUUGGACUGGGGAGCAUUCUCAGUGGAUUUGCGGUGGAUAGUGUUGCCGGGUUGUUUAUGACUUGGGGAUUUGUUGGCGGGCUUGGAACUAGUUUGUGCUUCAUGGUCGUCUCUGUGACUCCGGCGCAAUACUUCAAGGCAAAACGCGGCAUCGCCAAUGGCAUCGUCUAUGCCGGUGGUGGACUCGGUGGAACAGUGAUCAGUUUCAUUCUCAAUGCUCUCCUUGAAAGUGUUGGCAUCGCGUGGACCUUCCGGAUUCUCGGGUUCCUGAUCAUAGGAACCGGUCUGCCAGCGGCGUACCUGAUCAAGGAACGAGCCCCGAUCAAGCAAGCCAAGAUGAUUGAAUGGAGUCUCUUUAAGGAUGUGCGCUUCGCCGUGCUCUUUGCAGUCGGUGCUAUUGGUACAUUCCCACUUUUCGUGCCGGCCUUCUUCCUACCCCUGUACACGAAUUCACUGGGUCUACCUUCCAGUGCUGGAGCUGGUCUUGUCGCUGCAUUCAACUUCUGUUCUGCCAUUGGACGUUUGUCGUGCGGAUUUGCGUGCGACAAGCUGGGCUCGUUGAACACCCUCUUCUUGUCGUUGCUGCUUAGUGCGUUGAGUAUUUUCGUGCUAUGGCCCGUUUCGACUUCUAUCGGACCUCUGAUUGCGUUUGUGGUUAUUAAUGGCGCGGCAAAUGGUGGGUUCUUUUCAACUAUGCCGACAGUUGUUGGAAAUGUCUUUGGUUCCGCUAGAGUGUCGGUUGCCGUUGGCAUGAUCGUGAGUGGGUGGUUGGGUGGUUAUCUCCUGGGUGCCCCGAUUGCCGGUUAUAUUCUCAAUGCCUCUGGCGGGCAAGCAGGCGGUAUUGGCGCCUAUCGACCAGCCAUCUUCUACGCUGGAUCCAUGGCUACCGCUGCGACCCUUUUGGCUGCGGUAGUGCGAAUCAAGGUCGAUCGCAGAAUCAAAAAGACAGUUUGA
Molecule: messenger RNA, 1350 nt
Organism: Penicillium maclennaniae
Lineage: Eukaryota; Fungi; Ascomycota; Eurotiomycetes; Eurotiales; Aspergillaceae
Exons: 3
Coding region: 1-1350 (449 amino acids)
Biological process (GO): transmembrane transport
Cellular component (GO): fungal-type vacuole membrane
Molecular function (GO): transmembrane transporter activity
Source: RefSeq, a predicted model, not a curated record